AUGACAAAGCCGAAUGCUAUGCCUCCAGCCGGCAACUACGUCGUCGCCACCCGCAACAUCGCAAAGGGCGACGUUCUGAUCUCGCUCCCGCGCUCGCUCGCCAUAUGUGUGCCCACCAUCACGGCAUCGCCCCACGGCAAGGCUCUCGCUCCGCUCGUCGAUGCCCACUCGGCCGUCGCCAUGGCCCUCUUCCUCCUCCACGAAAAGGCAUCCGGCCCGGCUUCGCCCUGGGCGCCCUGGAUCGCUAUCCUCCCGCGCUCCGUCGAUGCACCACACGCGUGGUCUGCUGUCCAGAGAGCAGUCCUCGCUGGCGAUCCUGUGGUGGCCAAAAUCGACUCGGCCCGCACCGCCCUCCUCGCAGAGUACAACAAUCAGGUCAAGCCGUGGCUCGCCCGCCAGCGCUCCGGCCUCUGGGCCUCUGCCCCGCACGCUUUCUCGCUCAAACGCUUCAUCUGGGCCCGCUUCAUCCUCGACUCGCGCGCCUGGUUCCUCCAGGGCGUCCGCUACCUUGUGCCCAUGGCUGACAUGUUCAACUUUGCGCCAUCGGACGUCCAGCUCUCGUCCGCCGCACGCUCCACAACCCGCGGCGCCACCUUUGCUGCAUCGCAUCGCGUCAGCACCAGCUCGGUUGAGGUCCUCGCCGAGGCCUCCGUGACGCGAGGCGCAGAGGUCACAGAGUCGUACGGCGACAACGAUUCGAGCGUCUACUUCCGCUACCAUGGCUUUGUCCCGCGGCUCAAUCCGGACAACUGCGUCCCGCUCCGCCUCGGCCCCUUCUCGCCCUCCUCGCAUCCGACCCUCUUCAACGUCCUCACCCCGCUCCUGCAGGCCCUCAACAUUCCGCGCAAGGACUCGUUCUGUGCCUAUGAUGCAGACUCGCCGCUGAGACAGAUUCCCGCCUGGGCCCGCCUCCUCGCCCUCCUCGCCGCAGCCUCGCCCGCCGACGCAGCCGCCCUCGCCGCCCGCCACGCUGCCGCCCCGGACGCCACCCUCGCCGCUCUCCGCGACGCCGCAGCCUCGACGCCAUCGGCAUCCAUCGCCGCCGCCGCUGCCGCCGCUCUCGACGCGUACCCCACCUCGCUAGGUGAUGACGAGGCCCGCCUUGCCACCCUCGACGCCAUCCCGCCUGCGCAGCAGACCAAGACUCACGCCCGCGAAGCUAUGGCCCUCCUGUUUAUCACGCAGCGCAAGCGAAUCCUCCACCAGCUUGUUGCCGCUGGGCCCGAGCCUGGCGUCGCUACACCCUCGCUCGCUGACAUUGUCAACGCGCCACGCUCUGCUCGCAAACGCAAGCGCAAGCGCAAACGUGCCCGCAACUGAGCGGAUGUAACCAGGUCGCGUGCUUGCACGCUCGAGGGCAUUUACCUGCGUCCGGCCUCGGCCUCCUUCAACGCGUCGACAAGCACCCGGUUUCGCUCCACAACCUGGUCAAUCUUGUCGAGCUGGACUUCCAGCAGACUCGCCGCCCCGUCGUCGGUCCGCACCACCGCCUCGGCCCAUCGCUGGAGCUGGACCGAUGCCCGAAGGGCAACCACGAGUGCGUGCUGCUCCUCGCCGACGGCGAGGCAGAGCCGUGCUCCGAUCGCCGCCACCUGCGGCCCGUGCUCUUCAGCAGGGAGCAGCUCGCCCAGACUACACAUCUGGGUGUACACCUCGGUCACCUUGUGGGUCUCCUCAGCCCAGCCGGCGGCGGCGAGGACCCGGUCGUCAAGCGUCGCUGCCGCGCGCCACACAGCUUCCAUCCAUGCCUCGCGCUCUUCAGGCGCCCGCGCCUCGAGUGCUGCUGCCGCUGCC
Molecule: messenger RNA, 1794 nt
Organism: Thecamonas trahens ATCC 50062
Lineage: Eukaryota; Apusomonadida; Apusomonadidae
Product: set domain-containing protein
Exons: 2
Coding region: 1-1320 (439 amino acids)
Biological process (GO): peptidyl-lysine monomethylation
Molecular function (GO): protein-lysine N-methyltransferase activity
Source: RefSeq, a predicted model, not a curated record